Messenger RNA from Zophobas morio, 1637 nucleotides. RefSeq names its product sialin-like. Gene Ontology annotation, biological process: transmembrane transport; monoatomic anion transport. Gene Ontology annotation, molecular function: transmembrane transporter activity. Gene Ontology annotation, cellular component: membrane. The record is from RefSeq and is a predicted model, not a curated record. The transcript has 7 exons. NCBI's taxonomy places the organism in Eukaryota, Metazoa, Arthropoda, Insecta, Coleoptera, Tenebrionidae. Bases 120 to 1574 code for a protein of 484 amino acids.
CCAGACUCCAAGAACUAAAAGCCAUUAUAACAAAAAUAUUUGGAGAAUAACGUUGUGCUGCCAGUGGAAACACGUGUUAAAUCGUUUUCGGAAGAGGGAAUUAAGAUUGACGGAAAGCAAUGGCCACCUCUUCAAGUGAGACACUACCAUUACUUAAAAUUUCACAAACAAUAGAGGGUAAUUACCCAACCUGGAUGUUUUGGAAAAAAAAGCGCAACGUAGUAGCGAUUUUGGCAUUUUUCGGUUUCCUUAAUUGUUACACCAUCAAAGUCAACCUCAGCGUGGCCAUUGUUGCAAUGACCACAAACACCACCAUUGUUAUGGACAACGUCAAAAUCAACGAGGUCUCGGAAUUUAAUUGGGAUUCCAAAAUGCGCGGGUACGUCCUGAGCGCGUUUUUCUACGGGUACAUGACAACCCAGAUGAUCGGUGGAUGGUUAUCCAUAAAAAUCGGGGGCCAAAAGCUCUUCGGACUUGGAAUCGUCAUGGCAGGAUUCCUCACUCUGCUAACCCCAUGGGCAUCCAGAACCAGCGUUUAUCUUCUUAUAGUUUUACGAAUUUUGGAAGGAAUUUGUGAAGGAGUCACUUCUCCUUGUAUGAACACCCUGUGGUCUAAAUGGGCGCCUUCAUUGGAACGGACGAAGUUGGCAACGGUGGCGAUGUCUGGGUGCUACUUCGGGACGGUGCUGGCAAUGACAGCUAGUGCUUACUUGGCAGAAACGCUAGGAUGGCCUAGCAUUUUCUACGUUUUUGGUGGCAUUUCCAUAGUUUGGUUUAUAAUCUGGAUGUGGUUUGUCAGCGAAACGCCAGCCGAAGAUCCACGAAUUUCCAAAACGGAGCUAAAUUACAUUUUACAAUCUGUAGGAAGUGUUCAAGAUGAACAUAUGUUGGAAAAAUCGUGGACAAAAAUGUUGACGUCCCCUGCAGUUUGGGCAAUCAUUGUAUACAGUUUUGCAAAUGACUGGGCUUUUUAUACGAUUUUGACGCAACUCCCGACGUACCUUAAAGACAGGUUUGCCUACGAUUUGGGAAAAAUUGGAUUUCUGUCUUGUGUACCCUAUAUAGCCACACCCUUUGUUAUUAUUAUUUCCGGUCAACUGGCAGACUGGUUACGAAAAACAGAUAUUUUUACAACAACGCAAGUGCGAAAAAUUUUCACUUGCACUAGCUCUGUCGCUCAGACACUUCUUUUAAUAGCAGUGAGUCAUUGUUCUUCGGUUACAGUGACUGUGUUUUGUAUAGUUUUAGGAGCGGCUUUUGAAGCGUGGGGCUACUCAGGAUAUGGAGUUAAUGGGCUUGAUAUUGCACCUCAACAUGCUGGACUCAUUAGCGGAAUAAGUAACACUGUGGCUUGUCUGGCAGGAAUGUGUAGCCCUAUUUUUGCCGGUUACAUUGUGACUACCUCACUUGAAGAGUGGAGGAUUGUUUUUUAUCUAGCGAGUGGUAUAAUUUUUUUUGGAGGUGUCUUUUAUGGAGUUUUUGCCUCAGGAGAUGUCCAAGCUUGGAAUGUCAGUAGAACGUCGUCAUAUGAGCUCUUAAUGACCAUUUCAGAUGACGACGACGACGACGAAUAACAAAAGUAAAAUUUAUAUAAUAUUUAUAUAUCAUGUCAUGACACUGCGUUGUUUUUAAUUCCA